Molecule: messenger RNA, 1734 nt
Organism: Sebastes umbrosus (honeycomb rockfish)
Lineage: Eukaryota; Metazoa; Chordata; Actinopteri; Perciformes; Sebastidae
Gene: rab12
Product: RAB12, member RAS oncogene family
Exons: 6
Coding region: 193-930 (245 amino acids)
Biological process (GO): protein localization to plasma membrane; cellular response to insulin stimulus; regulation of exocytosis
Cellular component (GO): plasma membrane; endosome; synaptic vesicle
Molecular function (GO): GTPase activity; GTP binding
Source: RefSeq, a predicted model, not a curated record
AUGUGGUGGAUGACGUCAUGAGGGCUCCUGUCUCUAAUGGCUGAACAACAACAACUGUCGGCACUGAGGAGCAAACUUUCACCAACUUCUACUGACACCAAAGAAAGUUGUAAAUAGCUCAUAGUUUCGGUUGUGUAACAGUUUAGGCGCAGUUUGUGUGUUUCUCUUGUGAUUACCAAUGUGUAGUUACUGAUGGAUCCGAGGUAUGACAUCCCGCGGAGGGCCGCCGGUGGUGGUGGUGUCAGCGGCGGCUCCAACAACUCGUCCCCCGCUCUGGGGGCGCAGUCGCGCCGCAGGAAGAUGCCUCCACGACCCGCUGAUUUUAAACUGCAAAUCAUCAUCAUUGGCUCCCGUGGUGUCGGUAAAACCAGCAUCAUGGAGAGGUUUACCGACGACACGUUCUGCGAAGCUUGCAAGUCGACCGUAGGAGUUGACUUCAAAAUCAAGACAGUGGAGCUGAGAGGGAAGAAGAUCAGACUACAGAUAUGGGACACUGCCGGCCAGGAGAGAUUCAACAGCAUCACAUCAGCCUACUACAGAGGCGCCAAGGGAAUAGUGCUAGUGUAUGAUAUCACAAAGCAGGAGACCUUUGACGACCUGCCCAAAUGGAUGAAAAUGAUAGACAAGUACGCCUCAGAGGAAGCCGAGCUUCUCCUGGUCGGGAACAAGCUGGACUGUGAGACUGAUCGUAUCAUCUCCAGACAGCAGGGAGAGAGGUUUUGCUCUCGAAUAAGUGGAAUGCGCUUCUGCGAAGCUAGUGCCAAGGAUAAUUUUAAUGUGGACGAGAUCUUCCUGAAGCUUGUGGAUGACAUCCUUAGCAAGAUGCCUCUGGAAGUUCCCAACAAUGAGCUUUCCAACAGCAUCCUGUCUCUGCAGCCUGAACCGGAAGUGCCUCCGGAGUUGCCGCCUCCUCGCAUGCGCUGUUGCUGAGAGUCCGAGUGGUCCCCCAUCCUACACACACACAUUCACAGCACACACACACACAUGCAGAGUACCAAUCUGGUCACCAGGGGGCAGCAAACAGCAGCAGUUUGGAGUUAUUGGCUGCUGAUGUAAGAUGCAUGGACUCUCUCUCAACAACCAGUAUUAUCUUUCCCUCUUUCUUCUCCUGUUUCGUAACUGUACACUAUGACAUGAACUACACUAACACUUAGGCCUGGUGAAUCACCCACUUCCUACCACCCCUUCUGUCUACUACAUUUGACCCAGACUACCUCAUUCCUCGGACCGUUAGACUAGCUGUGCCCCGCAGGUGCCUUCGAGGUAGAGAGCCCUCUGGUAGCAGUUGCACAUUUUACAAGGAGGAUGAUUAUUGAGGGCUUUACAGCUUCCUGAUGAAAACUCAUCAUUGUACACUAAGUUUGUCUGAGUUGCCCGACGGUUUGGUAUCUCUGCAUUAGCUUACAGAAAAGGGAUAACAAUAUCUCACGUCUCUUCAGCUUAGUUUGGAUCUAGGUACAGUAGUUUUAUAUUCUUAUUAACUGGUAUUAUUACCAAGUGACGAGUUGACUUGAGGUAAACAAAAGCACAUGAUGUAAAUAUGGCGUGUUGCUGUAACGACUGGACAAGGUGCAGAUUUUAUGCGGCCAGCAGUAGGUGGAUGUGUGGUGGUGGAUCAUAUCAGUUUGUAUUCCUUUGCCUUAAAGUGUUAAAGUGGCUGGAACGGCUUAUUUCACACAUUUGUAUAAAUUGUAAUGUUUUGCACUACAAUCCAUCUUAUAGUUUAGCUGACAA